This is a messenger RNA of Drosophila teissieri, 537 nucleotides long. RefSeq lists its product as uncharacterized. Lineage: Eukaryota; Metazoa; Arthropoda; Insecta; Diptera; Drosophilidae. The record is from RefSeq and is a predicted model, not a curated record. The transcript has 3 exons. Bases 1 to 537 code for a protein of 178 amino acids.
AUGAGGUCGGGCCUGAAAAUAGUAGUUUUUUUCACCAUUUUGUGUUUAAUCUUAAAGCCCAGUGGUCCAGUCGUCUUCAAACUGACAAAUGUCGUUUGCGCCAGCUUCAAUAAAACCUGGGUUCGGAUAAAUCAAUGCCGAUUGAAGGCGGUCAAUCGCCAUAAGACUGUGUUUAAUUUCAAUGCCACUUUCCACUAUCCAACCAAUGAUAUCUUUGUUCAGUACCACAUGUAUAAAAGGGAGAAUGGCUAUAAGCCUUGGCUUAUAAAAACACAGAUCGAUGGAUGUCGGUUUAUGCGAAGGCCUUAUGAUGCCUUUGGCAUAUUAAUUUUUAAAAUGUAUAGGAACUUCACUAAUGCCAACCACUCCUGCCCGAUGUAUGGUGAAAUUCUCGUAAGGAACAUGUACUUAUCCACGACAGCUAUGCGACUUCCACUGCCCACGGGUGAUUAUUUACUGGCCAUGAACUGGCUGUUUUAUGGAAAACCCCAAUUUGACACGAAUGUUAGUUUUCAAUUUGUUGAGGACAUAUUGUGA